AUGGUUGCCCAGCCCAAGUACCGCAGAGAACCUGCACGUAUCAGGUCUCUGGCCAUACCAAAUUAUACCGAACAGGAUUCAGGAAAUUUCAACGCACUCUACGAAGCAGUAAAAAGCAAGGAGCAUGACCGUGUGCGCAAUCUUCUUGGAGUGUAUGCUCACUAUACCAUUGAGCUUGCUGAUUCGGACGGUUGUAAGCUAUUGUAUAUUGCAGCUGCCUCUGGUUGCACCCCCAUUGUCGAGUUACUUCUCCAACAUGGGGCCAAUGUGGAGUCUUUCAACAACUUGACGAAGUGCACGACGCUUUAUCAGGCCGUCGAAGGAGAGACAACCAAUGUCGAUGGAUUUACCCCAUUAUUCGCUGCCGUUAUGAAACGCGAUCUACAUCUUGCUGAACUGCUCCUAAGGCGCGGGGCAAGUAAAGCCAUUCUGCUCAACAGUGGCAAAGCAGUCGACUUGCUUGUAGAAGGAGACAAUGAAUUGAAAGAACUACUGCGUUCUCAUCAGGCAUACGAGGAGCUUCAUAUCCUGAACUCUAAUGAGAGAGCCAGCAAAGUUUUUGCUUGUCAUGAGUUUGAAGUUAAUAUCGUUGACUUUUUUGUUGCUGAUCGCGAGCAAAGAGUCCAUGUUACGAAGCCGAUCUAUGAGAUCCUUUACGGAGCCACAGGCCCACAGGCGAUAAUGGAUAAAUCAUAUUCUGACAAUCGUCCUCGCUUGAGAUGGUAUCAUCUCCCAGCAAACAAUAUGGAAUGGGUGGAGGCAUUGACAGCCCGUAUACUUCAAGACCGUGGUAUUACUUUGAUCAGUGAGUCGAGAUCUAAUCUUUCGCUAACGAAUUCUGCUCGCCGACAAUAUUGCACAACUACUGCCCAUUCUACUUUCAUGCGGCCAAUAUGCCGUGCAUUCGAGCAACCUGUAUCAAAAUUUGGAAUGUCAUCGGAUACGUUAGCUGUUGGUGAACAAGUUAUGAUAUUCAUGGCUAGGGCUAUACGACAAGUUAGAGAACGACAAGACUUGUCGAGUCCCCAGGCUUGCCAGAUAGACCAGGGAAACGCGAAUUCGGAUGAGAAGGUCUGCAUUGAAAAUUGUGAGACUAUGCAAAAACCAACUACAAGAAGUCGACUUCAGAUAUCUGUAGAAGAGAUUCUUCAUCAGCUUACUCGGAGUUUCAAAAAUAUGAGAAAAGGUAGAUCGGUGAAAUGGGAAGCUAAUACUGGUGAUCAUGAUAUGGAAAAGGGCGCACAUUGCAGGAAUUUUGAUAACAUUAAUCAGAAUCCCGAAUCAGAACCAAUUAAUGGACUGGGUGUAAAAAUUCAAAGAGCCAGUGAAACCACAGGUAAAGAUACGAAUGUUGCUGAUGAGAACAUACAUUCUCUUGGGAAUCAAAGAACCUUUGAAAUUCGACCUGAAAGUUACAGAAAGCAAGACGCUGCAAUUCAGCCAUCAAUAUCAGAGCAGAGAGGCAUUGAUGAACAUGGAGGAGGAGUUGGAGAUGCAGUAAAUGCAGGAGAGUCACUCAAACCAGAGGAAAUGACGCCUGACGAGUGUUUAAUCAACGGCUAUUUGCCACUGGGGAUUUCGGAACGAAUCCCUUCUAUUCAAGUACGACGGACUCUUGAUCAAUAUUUCUAUACCCAUCUCGAGAUAUCUGAAAACGUCUCUCAUUCGACCAGAGACAACGAUCAAAUAGUGUAUCGGUUUACAAAGAAUAGCAGUGACCCCAAAAUGUUUAUGGUAGACCAGCUGUGGCUCUGGAUUAUUAACGAUGAUACUGUAAUAAGCUGCUUCCCUCAACGCUGGGAUGCACAGAAUAUUGGGUUGCCGAAUCCGCAUGAUUCCACUGCUCGAAUUUGCUCCAAAAAAACUAUCACACAAGAGAAUCCAAAUCAUACCGUCAACAAUAAUUCUAACAAGAAUGAUGUGCCUACAUCAAACACGGAGAGUCUUCACAAUAAGCCUAGCGACUUUGAUGGGGGGAAUCAAUUCCAAGUGCCUCGAGAUAAGAGCCCAUUGGACGUGCAUCAAAUGAUUUUGAGACACCUGCAAAAGUCGUCUCGGCCUUCAAUUGAAUCUGCAUACCAGCUGGCAAAACUGAUCACGGAUAUGUGUGCAAACGUUUUCAAUCCUCACGAAAUCCCGGACGAGUUUCAGUUUUUCGAGUUCUUUGAGCGCUCUAUCGGGUCGUUGAUUGACAAAGAAGCAAAGUGCUAUUUGGAGUUUGCUCACACGCUAGACCGCGCAAACGCGGCUAUUGGGAACCCAGAAAAGCCAUCUUUCAACAUCACAGCGGAGACUCAUUUAUUGGUGGAAAUAAAGGAUAUCCGUGAUGAGCUUGGAAUUUUGCGCAUGGUUCUGACAGACCAACUGAAUGUUAUGAAUGAUUUCGCAUCAGUUGUAGCCAGAGGCCAUGCCCGAGUACAAGAAAGUAUUCAGGCAGGGAAAAUUGCUGCAAUGCCAGAGACAAAACCUGAUGUGAAUCAAAGUCUAGACAAGCCAGAAUUAUCGCUUGACUUGGUCAUUCCAGAUGAAGAGAAUAACGGCAACAGGGACAAAGGUAAAAGCCAAUCUGGCGAAUUUAUGGUGGAAAAAAAUAAAGUGAUCGAGAAUCAUUUGCAUAGAAUUGAUCACAUGGAUCAAUUGGCAGAGAAGACAUAUAUCGCACUCAACCACCUCCUCGAUCUCAAACAAAAGCAAGCCAACAUAUCAGAGGCUGACUCGGCGAAUAGACAAGCAACCGAAAGUUUGGAGCUUGCGAGAUUUGCACAAGUGCAGGCUGAUCAAGGUUCGCAACAAGGGAAGACUCUCAUGAUCUUUACAGUGGUCACUAUUUUGUUUCUACCGUUAUCGUUCGUAGCAGCAUUUUUUGCUAUAGAAAUGGACAAAUUCCCCCUGGAUCAUAAUGGGAAGCUGCCCAUGAGCUAUGUUCUCAAGUACAUGUUAGGAACUUCCUUCGCGGUGUCGGUACCUCUCAUUCUACUUGCCUUCAAUCAUGGAAGAGUAUCCCGGUGGCUAGCAACAUACACCACAAGAGUCGCAAAUCCCUGA
Molecule: messenger RNA, 3045 nt
Organism: Botrytis deweyae
Lineage: Eukaryota; Fungi; Ascomycota; Leotiomycetes; Helotiales; Sclerotiniaceae
Exons: 13
Coding region: 1-3045 (1014 amino acids)
Biological process (GO): transmembrane transport; metal ion transport
Cellular component (GO): membrane
Molecular function (GO): protein binding; metal ion transmembrane transporter activity
Source: RefSeq, a predicted model, not a curated record